AUGUCUGCAGAGAAGCAAUCCAUAGAGUCGGUGCGCAAUGGAAAGAUCCCCGAGGACGAUCCCGUUGCCCCCAUUCCCCACUUCCCCUCAGAAUACAAGGGCGAUAUCAAGGAUGAACUCGGAGGUAUCGAGACUGAUGCCGGUUCCUUGGAGGAGGAGGAGCUUGAAGAGUCCAUCCGCCUCGUCCCCAAGAUCGUCCGUGAGCUCGUCUCCAUGGACGAUGACCCCACCCUCCCCACCGUCACCUUCCGCUACUUUGUGCUGAGCACGAUCUUCGUCGCCUUAGGAGCUGUCAUUUCCCAGAUCUCAUGGUUCAGAACCACUUCUGCCUCGUACUCUAUGUUCUUUGUCCAGAUCGUCUCCUACUGGCUCGGUAACAUCAUGGCCCGCACUCUCCCUGCCAAGGAUGUUAAUCUCGGCUUCUUCAAGUUUUCCCUCAAUCCCGGUCCCUUCUCCAUCAAGGAGCACGUCCUCAUCACCCUUGCUGCGAGUGCUGGUGCGACAUCCAACUUGGGUGAGAUUAUUAUCUCGGUCAAGGAUAUUUUCUACAAGGAGCAAAUGCACCCCCUCGCCGCCAUCUUCCUCAUGUGGGCUACCAUCUGGACUGGAUACUCGUUCGCUGCCAUUGGACGUAGUUUCUUGCUCUAUGACCCCGACCUGAUCUGGCCCUCAGCCCUCAUGCAGACCGCUCUUUACCGCACCCUCCGCGGUGAGGGUCAAACUCUUGAUGUCUCCAGGAAGCAGAUCCGCGUCUUCUGGCUGGUUCUCGCCGGUGUUUUCUUUUGGACCUUCUUGCCCGAGUAUGCUUUCCCCUUCACCUCAUCACUCGCCGUCCUAUGCUGGUUUGCUCCCCACAACGACACCGUCAAGUUCAUCUCCAGUGGACUCGGAGGCAUGGGCUUCUUGAACUUUACUCUCAACUGGUCCAACAUCACCUCCACCAUCAUGGUCUCACCCUGGUGGACCCAGGUCAUCUCCUUUGUUGCCUUUGUCGUCUCUGUCUGGGUCCUAGUCCCCAUCGCCCACUUCACCGGCGCUUGGAACGGAAAGGCCUUCCCCAUCAUGUCCAACCGUCUCUUCAUGGCCAAUGGCACCAAAUACCCCUUCAUCGAGCUCACUGAUGAGCAGGGUCACUUCAAGGAGGAUGUUUUUGAGAAAUACGGAAACGUCUAUAUGUCGACCUACAACCUCUGGGGUAUCUUCUUUGGAUAUGCGACCUUCCUCUCGGCCUUUGUCCAGAUCUUUUUGUUCGGUCGUAAGAAGAUCUGGUCGACCAUCCAGCAUCUCCGUCAGCGCAAGCAGCACUCAUUCAAGGAUCGUAUCAAUGUCUUGAUGUCUGCCUAUGAUGAGGUUCCUCUCUGGUGGUACAUUGCCCUCUUUAUUUGUUGCUUCGCCACCAUGCUCAUCUUGAUCCACACUCAGGACCUGUACCUUCCCUGGUGGACCUACAUCAUCGGAGUUGUCCUCGGCGGUCUGACCGUCGUCCCCAUGGGUUUCAUCUAUGCCAUCUCUGCCUACCAAGUCUCCACCGGAACCUGGAACGAGCUGAUUUAUGGAUACAUGGCCCCUGGAACCCACCCUGUCGGCUCGCUUGUGUACCGUGUUGUUGCUGGUCAGUGCUGGUACCGGGCCCAGAGUAUUCUCCUCGACCAAAAGAUUGGUCAUUACAUGAAGGUUAGCCCCCGCGCCACCUUCUUCUCCCAGCUCUGGGGUAACUUGAUCGGUGUCCCAAUUAACUACGCCGUCAUCCGCUGGGUCAUCGACACCAAGCGUCCUUACCUGGAUGGCUCCGAAAUAGAUCCUCUCGGCCAAUGGUCCGGUCAGGCACCCCAGAGUUAUUUGAACCAGGGUAUCCAGUACGGAACCGUUGGCCCCACCCGUCUCUUCCAAGACACCAUCUACGGUCCCCUUCGCUGGGGUUUCUUGUUGGGAGUCGCUGCUCCUGUCCUCAUGUACCUCCUCCACAAGCGCUUCCCCCGCGCAAAGUUCAACCUCUGGCACAGCACCAUCUUCUUCUCGAGUAUGGAGAACUUUUACGGAAACGUUUCGACCGGCCCUCUGUCGUCCAUCAUCGGAGGCUUUGUCUGCAUGUACUACUUCUUCCGCUACAAGCAUUCGACCUGGGUAAAGUACAACUACCUCAUUGGUGCCGCUGCUGAUACGGGUCUUUCGCUGGCCAUUCUUGCAAUCUUUAUCAUCUUUGGAAGCGCCAAGAUUAUUCAGAUGCCCGAAUGGUGGGGUAAUGACCAGGUGUCUGCAGAAAAGUGCUAUGGUUCUUCUCCCAAUUAG
This is a messenger RNA of Linnemannia hyalina, 2289 nucleotides long. NCBI's taxonomy places the organism in Eukaryota, Fungi, Mortierellomycota, Mortierellomycetes, Mortierellales, Mortierellaceae. The record is from the annotation of a GenBank genome assembly.